AGUGCAGCCGCCUGCCUCUGUCACUGGGAGACAGUCCACUUAAAUGCAGCUCCAGGGUUGCGGGACACCCACCAGCAUCACUCCCCGUGUGAGGUGGCAAAUGCAACAUGCUGUCCAGCUUGGGGUGUCUGCUUUUCUGUGGAAGUAUUGCACUAGCCCUGGGAAAUGCACAGAAAUUGCCAAAAGGUAAAAGGCCAAGCCUGAAAGUCCACAUCAAUACCACGAGCGACUCCAUCCUCUUGAAGUUCCUACGUCCAAAUCCAAAUGUAAAAUUAGAAGGUUUUCUCUUGGGAUAUGGCAGCAACUUGUCACCAAACCAGUACUUCCCUCUUCCAGCAGAAGGGAAAUUCACAGAGGCUGUGGUUGAUGCGGAACCUAAAUAUCUGAUCGUUGUGCGGCCUGCUCCCCCUCCGAGUCAGAAGAAGUCGUGCUCAGGUAAAUCACGCUCUCGCAAACCUCUCCAGCUGGUGGUUGGCACUCUGACACCAAGCUCCGUAUUCCUGUCCUGGGGUUUCCUCAUUAACCCACACCACGACUGGACGUUGCCAAGUCAUUGUCCCAAUGACAGAUACUAUACAAUUCGCUAUAGAGAAAAAGAUAAGGAAAAAAAAUGGGUUUUCCAACUCUGUCCGGCCACCGAAACAAUCGUGGAAAAUCUAAAACCCAACACGGUUUAUGAAUUCGGAGUAAAAGACAAUGGAGAAGGUGGAAUUUGGAGUAAGAUUUUCAAUCACAAGACUGUUGUUGGCAGUAAAAAAGUAAAUGGGAAGAUCCAAAGCACCUAUGACCAAGUCCACACAGUGCCAGCAUAUAUCCCAAGGAAGCUAAUUCCAAUAACAGUCAUCAAACAAGUGAUUCAGAAUGUUACUCACAGGGCUUCAACUAAAUCCCCAGAUAAGACUCCCUUUGGAGGAACAAUAUUAGUCCAUCUUAUUAUUCCAGGCCUUAAUGAAACCACUGUUAAACUUCCUGCAUCCAUGAUGCUUGAGAUUUCCGAUGCAAUCAAGACACAGUUAGCUAAGAAUGAAACGUUGGCAUUACCUGCUGAAUCUAAAACACCAGAGGUAGAAAAAAUCCCAGCACGGGCCAUAACAGUGCCAGAGUCAAUGCCAAGGACCACGAAACCCACUGUGUCUAGUGCACUAGACUUUUCAGAAAAAACACUAGUUCUCAGCGAAAGGACGCCGGAAAUCCUGCAAACUAUUCUAAUACCUAGGUUUGAAUUGCCCCUGAGCACUCUAGCUCCGAAAAGGCUUCCAGAAUUUCCUCAGGCAAACACACCCUUCCCCUUUGAGAAGCCUGAGGGCACUCUGGCUUCAAGUGGAAAGCCAUGGACUGUGCCUACAAGUAAAACAUCAGAAGAUUCCAAACUCUCACCUCGAACUGCCACUUAUGAUGUUUUCUCAAGCCCUGCGACAUCAGAUGAGCCUGAAAUGUCAGAACCCCACACAGCAACAAGUGAUCCAUUUCUGGAUUCUGUCCCACCUAAAACUUCUAGAACUCUUGAACAGCCAAGGGCAACACUGGCUCCAAGUGAAACACCAUUUGUUUCUCAAAAAUUGGAAAUCUUUACAAGUCCUGAAAUGCCACCUACAACACCUGCUGCCCAGCAAACUACGUCUAUCCCUUCUACACCUAAACGACGUGUCAGACCCAAAAAACCAAGAACAAAACCUGAAAGAACCACAAGUCCUGGAACAGUUACACCUAAAAUUCCUAAAAUCCCUGAAUCUACACAGACAACACUGGCUCCCAGUAAAACACCAUUUAUUUCUUUGAAACCUAAAAUUCCUCUCACCCCAGAAGGGACACCCACCAAACCUGCACCUGGAACUCUGGAAACAAAACCUUCGACAUUAGCUCCACCAAAGACCAAACGACCAGGUCGUCGCCCCCGUCCUAAAACCACACCUAGUCCAGAUGUGCCCAAGUCCAAACCUGUUCUGGAACCUGCUACAGUACCCCUGGAGCCUUUGGUGCCCACAAUCGCGUCAAAACCAUCCAAAAGACCUAAAACCACACGUAGACCAGAUGUACUUCAAAUCCAGCCUGAUUCAAAACCACCAAAGCAAUUACUUCCUAAACCCCAAACCCCAGCACAACCAGAUACGCCACCAACUAAACCCGUCUUUGAGCCUGUUACAUUGGAGACCGAAGCUCCCUCCCCAACUAUAGUUCCUGCCACAGACCUUGAACCUGUAACUCUGAGAACUGAGACUCCCAUGACAACGUUGGCUCCAAAAACUUCACAACGACCAAGGACACGUCGUCCACGUCCCAAACAUAAAUACACACCGAGCCCAGCUACAUCUCAGAGCAAACUAGCUACAACAACAAAGAGACCUCGUCGUCCACGCCCCAAAGCUAAAACCACACCCCAUCCAGAAGUACUUCAGCCCAAAUUGGUUCCUACCACAGUCUUUGAACCAGUUAUACUUAGAACUGAGGCUCCGGUGACCACACUAGCUCCCAAAGUGUCUCAGCAAACUCAUCAUCCACCUCCCAAACCUGACACCACAGGGAGUCCUGAAGCCCUUCAGACUGAACUGGUUCCUGCUACAGUCCUUGAAGCAGUCACUCCUAUGAAAGAGGCUCCAGGGACUGCAUUUGUUCCUGUUACAGACCUUGAACCUGUUACUCUUAGAACUGAGACACCUGGGACAACAUUAGCUACUAAAACAACACAAAGACCCCAUAGUCCAUGUCCCAGACCUAAAACAACACCAAGCCCUCAAGUACCUCAUACUGAAUCUGAUAAAUUUCCUGCUACAGUUCUUGAACCUGUCACUCUUAGACCCGAGACCCCAGGAACAACAUUAGCCUCCAAAACAUCACAACAGACACGUCAUCCACGUCCCAGACCAAAAACCCCACCAACUCUUGAAGCAUCUGAGUCCAAACCAGUUCCUACUGCAGACCUUGAACCGGUUGUGUUGAGAACUGAAACAUGGGUAACAACACAAGCUCCUAAAACAUCAAAACGGACCCGUCGUCCACGUCCCAAACAUAAAACUACACCAACUUCUGAAGUACCUAAAAAAAAACUGGCUCCUACUACAGAUCUUGAACCUGGCCCUCUUAGAACUAAAGCUCCAGAAAUCGUGGUUCCUCCUACAGCCCUUGAACCCAUCACUCUUAGGACAAAGACUCCAGAAACUACAUUAGCUCCUAAAGCAGCACAACGAACCCGUCGUCCACGUCCCAGGCCUAAAACCACAUCAAGCCCUGAGGCAACUCAGACCAAACAGGUUCCUGCUACAAGCUUUGAACCUGUUAUUCAUAGUUCUGAGACUCCAGAAACAACGUUAGCUCCCACUGAACUGCAAACUCUUAUUUUGAAACAAGUGACAUCAUCAAGCCUAGAAAUGACACAGAGUCAACCUGUUUCUGAAGUCCUGGAAUCGAUUACAUUAAGCACUGAGUCAUCAAAGGAAGCUCUAGCACCAACUGUAACAGAUUAUCUGUAUCCCUCUGCCAAAGCACCACUCAGUCCAGAGGAACCAAAGACUGGAGUUGUGGAAUCUAUUACAAAUGUGUCUGAACCACCCGAGACCACACUAGAGACAUCUCCUCAGCCUUCCCAAACCAUAAUCCUACCCAGCCCAGAUGAGCCUUCCACUGAGCCAGCUCCCAAGCAAGCACCGCGUGCUCCUCCCAAACCAAAAACAUCUCCACAUCCAAGAAUCCCACAAACACACCCAGCUCACAUGGUGUCCCAGCCUAUUACUUCAAAGCCAAAAGCAUCACCAAGUCCAGAAGUAUCAUAUACUCUGCCUGUUCCAAGAGAUGUGCUCCUUCCCCCUAAACCAGACCCUGAAGUCUCUCAGAGCGAACCUGUUCUGCAACCUGUUACCUUUAGAAUUGACCUACCAGAGACAACAAUAGCUCCUUUAGAGACCCGAGGCAGCCCUUUUAUACCCAUGAUUUCACCAAGUACUGGUGAAGAGGAACUGCAAACCACUCUAGCAGAAACCGACCAAUCCACUCAGAAAUCCUUCACAACUAAGAUUCCACUAACAACUGAAUUGGUGACCACUCAGGCACCACACAGAUUGUAUACUACUCCUGUGAGGCCCAGAAUACCGGACAAAGCACACAUCAGACCUGUUCUGAAUAAGACAACUACAAGACCUAGUAGACUCAAACCCAGUAGGACACCCAAAGGGAAUGGAAUGGGAACAGGGGUCAAGCAAGCCCCAAAGCCAUCAGGUACUGGUAAACAUGUGUCCAUGGACUCUACCCACUCCACCAAAAAACCAGCCGCAGUCCCAGGUACUCGCCGCCCACACUUGCCACCUAGACCUGUGCCCCCACGAAGAAAACCUUUACCACCAAAUAAUGUCACUGGCAAGCCAGGAAGUGCAGGAAUCAUUUUAUCAGGCCGAGUAACAUCUCCACCCUUGAGGGCCACACCCGGCCCUACUGAAGCCCCUUCAGAGAGAGCAGAGACAGAUGAAAAGCAACCAACAGUUCCUGCAUCAGGAGAAGAUCUUGUUAAUAUAACUGACUUUAGCUCAAGUCCAACAAGAGAAACUGAUCCUCUUGGGAAGCCCAGAUUCAAAGGUCCUCAUGUGCGAUACAUCCAAAAACCUGAAAACAGGCCCUGCUCCAUCACUGAUUCUGUCAAACUGUUCCCCAAAGAGGAUGCUACUGAAGGGAAUGCCACCAGCCCACCGCAGAACCCACCUACCAACCUCACUGUGGUCACUGUGGAAGGGUGUCCCUCAUUUGUCAUCCUGGACUGGGAUAAGCCACUAAAUGAUACCGUCACUGAAUAUGAAGUUAUAUCCAGAGAAAAUGGGUCAUUCAGUGGGAAGAACAAGUCCAUUCAAAUUACAAAUCAAACCUUCUCUACAGUAGAAAAUCUAAAACCAGAUACAAGCUACGAAUUCCAGGUGAAACCCAAAAACCCACUUGGAGAAGGCCCACCCAGCAACACGGUGGCAUUCAGCACUGAAUCAGCGGACCCAAGAGUGAGCGAGCCAGUUUCUGCAGGAAGAGAUGCCAUCUGGACUGAAAGACCCUUUAACUCAGACUCUUACUCAGAAUGUAAGGGCAAACAGUAUGUCAAACGGACGUGGUAUAAGAAGUUUGUAGGGGUGCAGCUGUGCAACUCUCUCCGCUACAAGAUUUAUCUGAGUGACUCCCUCACAGGAAAAUUUUAUAACAUAGGCGAUCAGAGAGGACAUGGAGAAGACCACUGCCAGUUUGUGGACUCGUUUUUAGAUGGACGCACAGGACAGCAACUCAGUUCUGACCAGUUACCCACCAAAGAAGGCUAUUUCAGAGCAGUUCGUCAGGAACCUGUCCAGUUUGGAGAAAUAGGUGGUCACACCCAAAUCAAUUAUGUCCAGUGGUAUGAAUGUGGGACCACAAUUCCUGGAAAAUGGUAGAUGCUACAAUCAGAAUCAAAAGUGCCUUCUGUUUUAUCAUGGCAAAAAAAUAAUUGGAAACAGUAUUUGUCACAUUCAUUUAAAGCUGUUAUGUUUACUAUGUAUUAAAGUUUAAUAGCAAUAGUAGAUGUUUAUUAGAAAUAUUGCUGAGAAUAUUUAUCAGGUUUUACAAAAUCAUUUUAAGAAAACAAGAUAUUGACAUUAACAGAAUAACAUUUUUAGGGAAGCUGGCUCCCUACUCAUGGUAUUUUAAGAGAUCAUUUGUAUAUUAUUUAUCACUCUGUUGUAAUGAUGUUUUGAGAUACUUUUAUAACAAAUUUAACAUCAAAAACUAAUAUACUUUUAAAAAAAUAUUUCCUUUUAUUAAAGUGUAUUCUUCUUACUGGUGAGUUAAUGCCAUAAAUCUCAACUUGGUUUAACUUAUUAGAUCAAAUUAUCUUGAGCAUUUGUAUCUGGGGGGAAUAAAGGUCCUAAUAUUCAUGUUUAUUUAAACUUUAAAUUUUUAGCAAUAGCUAAACAGCUUUUCUGAAGCAUUUCAAUACUUAACCAUUCAUACCAAUAUACAUUUCUUUAAAUCUGUGCAAAUUACUAAAAAGCCUGUUUGAAUCAUUAUAUUUGAUUUCAGCUGCAAACCGAAUAGAAUAUCUGUUCAAUUUCAAAAUAUACAUUUUGUUCUUUCUCUACCCAUAAAUAUGCUACAAUGUCUGAAUGUACUUUGUCAAACUACCCUUUAACCAGGGAUUUGUCUUCAUACUGUUAAUUCUAAUGAAGCUGUACGUAGAGACUGAAUGUGAAGUCUGAGCACAAACACCCCUACAUUUUACAGGUACUCCUGUUUUUAGACCUCUAGGAAUGAAUGUAUCAGAGAAUGUUUUCGUAAUUUUGUCUAACUCAACCUGUAAUGAAAAUUUAAAAAAAAAAAAAAAUCCUUCAUUUGGGGAGGGACAUGGGAAUGCUGCAUUGUUGCCCUCUUUCUGAAAGGACCUUUCCUCUGCUUACCCUUCAACAUGCUUCAAGUUUAUCAAUGCUACAUUUUAUAUUUUUCAAGCAAGUAUAAACUCUGCAAUAAAGAGAUGUAGUUUUUUUAA
Molecule: messenger RNA, 6481 nt
Organism: Lutra lutra (Eurasian river otter)
Lineage: Eukaryota; Metazoa; Chordata; Mammalia; Carnivora; Mustelidae
Gene: ABI3BP
Product: ABI family member 3 binding protein
Exons: 66
Coding region: 108-5393 (1761 amino acids)
Biological process (GO): positive regulation of cell-substrate adhesion; extracellular matrix organization
Molecular function (GO): protein binding
Source: RefSeq, a predicted model, not a curated record